AUGGAAAGCAAAGACUGGGUCUAUAACUUGCCCAGCGGAGCGAUAGACAAGCAUUUCUUCCCUUCUUGUACCACGCAGUCACAGCUCAUGUCUCCGGGUGCGGCCUCGACUCCUGGCUCUGCCAAGGGCAAAGGUAAGGUGAAGAACAAAUCACCUUAUUCUCAUCCUUCCCGUGAACCAUUGAGCCCACUGGGCUCCCGACAAGCGGCGCCCGGCCUUCGAAAGCCUUCAAAGACAGGUGCAAAGUUGUUCAACGGCACGAAGGUGGUUGGGAACCGGCCCAUCCUGCGAGACAUAGUGAAUGACCUGACGGGCUAA
Molecule: messenger RNA, 318 nt
Organism: Penicillium egyptiacum
Lineage: Eukaryota; Fungi; Ascomycota; Eurotiomycetes; Eurotiales; Aspergillaceae
Source: the annotation of a GenBank genome assembly